AUGGCCGCUGCGACAGAGCGGGAGAGCGUCGACGACGCGAUCACGCGCUUCGAGGCUCUGCGCGCCCGAGUGGCGCAGCUGGACGACCCGCUCGUGCUGCCGACGCCGGUGCUCUCGCUGCUGUUCUUGGAGGCCCUGCAUGUGCCCAAGGCUGUGCACCCCCUGGUGCUGCAGUCCAACGGCGGCCAGCUGCCAUUGACGAUCGAUCAGCUGAACAGCGUGAUAGGGAUGGUGCGGCAGCAGGGCCACUUUGCGGAGCACACUCAUGCAGGACCUCAGAACUUGUCCGAAGGGUACCGCGGCAAAGGAUAUCACGGUCAUCAUUGGUUCACGGGCGAGAAUGACAGCGGCGCUAACACCUGGAACGACACGGCCGCAUAUAUGUACGGUCAGAGCGCAUCCAGCGCGGCAGGGAGCGCUGGAUCCGCACCACAGCACUACGUGGUCCAGGACGACGAGGGCUACGAUUGUUGCGCCGUCUGCUCGAGCUACUUGUACGAAGACGAGCCCGGGGACGAUGACUCGAUGACCGAUGAUGAUGACUUGGACACUUCCCAGUUCACUCAGGAGGAACUACAGGAGUAUUAUGGCGACUCCGAGGGCUGGGACUACGACACCCUGCUACACGAGUACCUGUUCGCGAAGCGUAGGUUUCGCCACUUUGUUCAACGGAACAGCCGCCGCUCUCGUUUCCCGCGCAGCAACUGGUCUCUUCGUAUGAACAGCGGCAAGGGCGGCAACAGCUUCGGACGUGGGCGAGGCCACGGCAAGGGAUACCACUUUGGAGGAUCGGUGGUGAACCCAGGCUCGCUGGCGGGAGGAAAAGGUAAGAAGAAGAAGGGCGGCAAGCACUACAUGGCAGGCACGCCCGGCGCCACCAAUCCUCGAGGCAGUGACGGCCGCACCAUGCGGUGCCACGAGUGCGACUCGGAGACUCACCUCGUGGCCGCCUGCCCCAAGCGCAAGGGCAAGGGCAAGGGCAAGCACUUCAUGUCCUGGAACUCGGGCAGCGCCGCGACGGGGACGCAGCAGGCUGGGGCUCCUGCCGCCGACCCAACAUUGGCCGCCUAUGCGCCUGUGCCCGCGCAGCCGCGGACAGGAGCCUUGUCUGGAGUGCUGCACUGGUUUACCGAAGACGCCCGGACGCCCGGCCUGCAGAUCGACGACCUGGACGAGGACACCCUCCGCGAGGCUCUGAGCUGGGAGACCCUGGACAUGCGCGACAACGUCGCGGAGCACGACAUAGUGACGGAGAUCCAGGCCAGCAUGCAGGACCGAGCUGCGGAGGAUCAGCCUCCGACGACAGCUGGGCGAUCAGCGGCCUUGACCAGCCCGACAUGGUUCCCAUGGUGGCGAGUUGAUCAGUUCGAGAACGCCAGCGGGGAGACCUACUUGGUUCGCACCCGCAUGAAGGACAGGAGCGGCGAGGCUCUGCUGGUGGACCCCGGGAGCCCAGGCAACCUUAUUGGCGACGAGUGGGGUAACAGGAUGGCAGCGCGACAGCAGCAGGCAGGACAAGCCGCGACCUACGAGGCUCCGGUGCUCCCGAACAGCAGCGUUCCGGCACUGCUCGGGCGAGCAUCGCUGCGGGGCCAGCGCAUACUGCUCGACUGCUUCAACAAUCGCAUGUACCGCAUCGGUCCGGGCGGCUACUCCCUGCAGCUGAGCCCAGGAUCAUCGCAGUAUCAUCUGGAAGAGAGCCACGCCGACGGGAACAUCGGGGAGUUCGGGACCCACGAGGACGAUGGCAUUGGCGACCUCGACGACAUCAGAUUCGACAUCCUUGCCUGCAGCAACCGCACCGACUCCCGCAUCCACCAGGACGGCAAGCAAGAAGACCACUACGGCGACGUCAUCCGGCAGCGGGAAGUACAGGGGAGACCGCCAUCGGCAUGGGUGUUCGGCGACUUGCAGAACCUGUGCCAGAACGCGCUGCACGGAUGCGGAUAUGCGGUGGGUCGCAACUGUGAUGUUCACAGAUUCCUCGGGCAGGAGGAUAAGUGGGCGGAUUCCUUGCGCCACCAGCAGCCGGAGCUCGUUUGGAUCAGCCUGGCCCAGCCGGGCACGUCGCGAGGCAAUCGCAACGAUAAGCGAGCCAAGCGUUUCGAGUGUAAGAUUGCUCGAGCUCAACUUGAAGGGCAUCGCUGCUGCAUCGUCGAGGCGGACGAGGGCAGCGCGGUGUGGGACAUGCCCGACAUCUUGGAGCUGCUGGACGACAGGAGGUGGCACUCAGGAUCUCGGACAGAGGCCUUGAGAGAAGCCGACGAGGAGCAGUCACGAGCUGAGCGACGUCGACCUGGCCGAGUGUCAUUCGCGGACGACGUCGACGAGACAGGCUGCAAGGUGAGCGCGCUGACCGCGAGCUUUCCCACCGAGCAGAGGACGCGCGACAAGGCGCGCAAAGCAGCAGACCCGGAGCGCAAGGUGAAGAAGAGGCCACAGACAGUGGAGCAGGUCUUCGACGACUGCGGCUCCGAUUUCACGAAACUCUACGUGGCGAACGAAUACGAGCUGGACGAGGUGUGCUACGGCACCGAGCUCAGGGAGGACCAGCACAUCGAUGAGCAACCGUACAUCAUGAUGUCCGAGUUCUUUGGCAUGAUCGGCUCGGAGGCGCACCUGAACGAGAAAGACGAGCAGCUGAACUUCUUCAGCUCGGUCAAGGAUAUGGACACACACAUGAACCUCUACUACGGCCACCUGCAGCACGACGACGUCGCGGAGCUGUGCGGUGGCGCAUCUGGAACGACCCGGCUACUCGUACGACGAGGAUAUCGGGGCGGUCCCAACUUCGAUCUCAUUUGCGACUGCAACUUGAUGACGCACGAGGGCCAGAGGCAGUUUUGGGAAUAUCUGUAUCAUGGCAAGCCUCUUGUUUUACUCAUUAGCACGCCCUGUACGAGCUUGAAGGGGUUCUCGGCGCUCAACAAGGUCAUCAACUACGACGGUUGGCUUCGCAGUCGCAAGACAUCAGUGGGGCUGGCCCGCAUCGCCGCUGCAGCGGCGGGUACUCAGAUGGACGCCGGACGCCACUUUGUGUCGGAACAGCCGUUGGGCAGCGACUUCUACAAGCUCGACGACUGGCAACACAUCGCCAACAACUACGCGGUGGCGUGGUGCCAAGUCGACCAGUGCAUGGCCGGCAAGAUCGGGCGGCGAACGGGACUACCUAUCAAGAAGUCCUCGGAGUUCUGGGCUUCGGACGAGCGCCUGCUCGCCGGACUCAGGAGGUUUCGCUGCGACGGCCAGCACGAUCACGCCUUGCUGGCCCAUGGUGGCCGAGGACACCAUCCAGAGCGUGACAAAUGGCGACUAGAGAACCCCAAGGAUCACGCGGAGUGGGCGAUUGGCAUCUGCCGGGAGCUGGCGGCGAGCAUCUCCCAGAUGGUGGAGCGCGUGAGGCAUCAGGGACACCACCUCGUGGUGUACGGUGCCCGGCCUGCCGGAGUGGUCGCGCGGCCUCAGACACACGACAUACCCGAAUACCUGGAGAAUGCCGAGCAGACAGUGUUCUCCCAAGAGCAGUUGGACCUCGAGAUCUACGACCGAGACAACCACCAGCCUCCGAGGAGCCGACUGCGAACCAGGCACCGAGCGCCGCGCGAGCCGACGCGCCAGAUGCCGAACCUGAACCGCCACUGCCUCCACCUGUGCCUGCGGAGCGUCGACCUCGAGUGGCUCGAGCGACAGCGGCGGCACGGCGACUGCGAUCGCGUCUGCCAGCAGCUGGAGAGGCGGAGCCGGACGAGCCAUCAGGCGGCGCCUCGGGAUCGGCGGACGCCAUCGGUGAGGCACCCGCCGCGGAGCAACCGGCUGCGGCCCCAGCCGCGCCAGCCCGAGGCGUGGAUGCGGGGACGCAGGCUCGAGGAAGUGACGAGCCAGGCUGGACCGCGUUUGACCUCGGGCACGCGCUUCGACUGCUGCACAGCCCACGCCAGGAAGUCGUUCGGCGCCAGCUACGACGACUUCAUGUUCGAUUUUGGCACGCUCCAGCAGCUCGCCGCAAGCAUGACGAUCUCUCGGCUCGCGACGGGUUUCAACGAGAUGGUGCAGUGGGACAUCCUCUACAUCGGCGAACAGAUGGUGGCACACAUGAUCGAUGAGGCGACCCGCUGGACGGUGCUGUACAUCCUGGAACGCAAGACAGCGAUCAUGAUUAUCGCCGGCAUCACUCAGGGAUGGCUACGUCCUCAUGGCCCCAUGAAGCUGCUGAUUGCCGACACCGAGGGCGGUCUCCAUGGCGAGGAGGCGUACCAGUGGCUGGACCGCUGGGGCAUUGAGAUGAAGGCCAAGGAGGAGGGCUCGCACGCGCAGCUGGUGGAACGUCAUCACGACCUAGUGCGCAAGAUCAUACACCGCGUGCAGGCCCAGCUUGCGGAAGAAGGCAUUGUGAUGCCGUUGGAGAUCGUGAUCAUGGAGUGUGCCCUCAUCAAGAACCUCCUCAUCACCGUGGCUGGCUACAGCCCGUACCAGGCGGUGCACGGCCGACUUCCGCCCCUGCUCGCCGAGUUCGAGCCGGUGAGCGACUGCCAGAUCGACGACCAAUCGGCUGGCAUUCCAGGGAUCUCCCGACACCAUCAUCGGCUCCGCGAAGUUGCAAUGCAAGCCAUGGUGGAGAUGACCGCAAAGGACAGGCUGAGGCGCGCACUUCGAUCCAAGACGCGCGCCCCGCACGAGGCGCUGCAGCUGGCGGUCGGCGACCAGGUUGACUUCCACCGGCCGCCGAGCACGAAGGAGGAGUCGGGGUGGCGCGGCCCGGCUACCUUGCUGCAGGUCGGACCUCCAGUGCUCAUUCGAUGGCAGGGCCGAGUAUUUCAAGUGCGACCUCAGGACCUUCGGCGAAGCCUCGUCUACUUCGUGAUGUUCACGAACAACAUCUUCUUUGAGGCAGGAUCGCGCGACCCGGUGGCCACCAUCAUGAGCUACGCGGACCAGCUGGACAGCAAGGUCGUGCGCGUCGGGUGGCUCUUCGACGCCGGGUGGAAGCGGACCGCGGACAGCCAGAAGCUCAGCGAGUUGGUCCUGGCGGUGUUGCACGUUGCCGCCAGUGGCUUCUACCUGGUGGGGUGCAUCGGCGCGCGAGUGGGCAACGGCGUGUCUGUGCUCGAGGGCAUGGUCGGAUGCGACCACAGCUUCCUGUGGUGGUGGCGGCGCGGACGCCCAGAGCUGUCCUGGUACCACGAGGCGUCUGGAUCUGCUCGACUGAAGUUGGCCCCGAUAUUUGGCAAGGAUCACUGGCGGGACGUCAGCUUCGUGCAGUUCAUCAUGACGGACGACGAGUCUGUUCGCGAACUUCGGCGACGUGAACCCGAGACAGACAAGUGCAUCAAUGCCAGUGCCCGACACGAGCAUAUCGAGCGCAUCCAGGCAGACGAGUGCAACAUCAGAUUCAACGAGGAAGAUCGCGAUCACGUGAUGGCCCGGAUCGUGAUCAUGGAGCCCGAGGUGCAGGUGAGCCAGCGGCGGCAGUUGAGGCCCCUGCACCCCGGCACGAGCCACUGGCAGCACCUGAAGGAGCAGGCCGCUCUGCCUGCUGUUGACAUCGAGUGCGCUCAGAGCGACUUCUUCUUUGCAGCCCCGGACGCAGAUCAUGUGGCAGAAGCAGCAGAGGAUGAUUCUUCGAAUUCCCGACCCGACUGCGUCGAGAUCGGCAUAGGUGCGCCACUCAUGUACUGGGUGCACCCUGAGGUGGAGCACAUGCGACGACCUGGGUCAGGGGAGAUCUACAUCCUGCGCGUCUACAACACGGGCAAGCGCGAGAUUGUCGUCGAGCGCGAAAUGAACGUGCUCACGCUGGAAGAGGCCCGAGCUCACGAAGUUGAAGUACGGCAGGCCAUGAAGGACGAGCUCCAGCGCUGGGCGGAGUUGAAGGCAUUCCAGCGUUUCCCGAAGGAUCAGGCGACCAACAUCAUCGACUCCCGCUGGGUGCUCAAGUGGAAGGAGAUCGACGGCAAGAAGCAGGUGCGCGCGAGGCUCACGGUGAGAGGCUUCAAGGACAUGCAGUCACCGGAGCUGUCCACCUUUGCGGGUACUACGACACGAUGGGGACAACGACUGGUGAAUCAGGUGACUGCACAGCGCAAGUGGCGAUUAUUCUCAGCGGACAUCAGCCAGGCGUUCUUGCGCGGGCUCACCUUCGAGCAGGUCGCCGCCAUGGACGGCGAGGUCAAGCGGAAGGUACAGUUCACGAUGCCGCCAGGAUCGAUUCCAGUCCUCCGGCAGCUGGAGGGCUACGAGGACUACAACCCUGUGACAGAGGUGUUGUUGCUCCUGCGCUGCGGCUUCGGUCUGAAGGACGCGCCGAGGCUGUGGCAGGUCAUGUUGAAGCAAGUGCUGGAGAAGACAGGAGGCAAGGCGCUCAUCAGCGACCCGCAGAUCUACGUGUACCACGACGCGAAGGGCGAGCUGCAGAUGAUCAUGUCCUCGCACGUUGACGACCUCAAGGGCGGCGGCGAGGACUACCUGCGGGAGAAGGUACUGAGCAUGAUCGAGAGCGAGUUUGGGAAGCUGAAGCGCCAGUACGACUGCUUUGAGUGCAUCGGCAUCAUGCACGAGCAGGACGCUGUGACCAAGGCCAUCUGGACGCAUCAGCAGCACUACGUUCAGCAGCUGCGACCGCUCCAGGAAGACCAGUAUGUGAUGGAGAAUGAAGAUGGCCAGGUGAGCGUGGAGACCCACGCGGCAUACCUGUCGCUGCUCGGGGGAAUCGCAUGGAUGACGCAGACGAUGGCGCCCAUUGCAGUGUACGUCAGCUACCUCCAGCGGCAGGCCAAGAAGCCGUCAGUCGGAGACAUCCGGAAGAUCAACAGGCUGCUGAAGUGGAUCAUGGUGAACUCGAAGCAGCUCGGAGUUCGGUUCAUCGAGUUGAACAUGACACGAGUGCGUUUGACCGUCGUCAGCGACUCAGCCUUCCACGCCAUGGAGUUCGAAGGUUUGGCGAUCCGAGGAUGUGUGAUCAUGUUGCUGGAGGCUGACGCCGAGGUGCUUCAAACCGGAUCGACGUAUAGGGUUGUGAUGCUUGAUUGGUACAGCAGAAAGCAGAACAACGUAGUGAGGUCCACCUACGCCGCCGAGCUUAUGGCGUUGUUGGACGCACUCGGCACCGGCACCCUCAUGAACGUGGCAUUGACCGAGAUCAGUGAAGGAGUGUGCACAGCGAAUGAGAUGCGAGUGCGGCAGGAGGCCGGCGACCUAGUAUUGAAGAUGAUCGCGGCCAUCGACGCGAAGGCAGUGUUUGACGCCGUCUCCGCCGCCACCAUCAAGGUGACCACGGACAAGCGCAUGUUCGUGCCGACGCUCGCGGUGCGUGAGCAGAUCGACCGCCUCCAGCUGGCACAGCUCAGCUGGAUCGACACAGUGGACAUGCUGGCGGACGGGCUGACGAAGGGCGAGCUCGACCGGACGGCCCUCGUGAAGCUGGGCUUCGGCAACGAGUGGCACUUGAGCGGGCUGCAGCCAGUGGCCUUCUCGGUGCGCAGUGUGCUGGAGGGCCGCGCAGAGCGCUCGAAUUCCCGACCCGAGUGA
Molecule: messenger RNA, 7524 nt
Organism: Prorocentrum cordatum
Lineage: Eukaryota; Dinophyceae; Prorocentrales; Prorocentraceae
Source: the annotation of a GenBank genome assembly